UAUCCAUGGCUUAGAAUUUUAUUAUUUUUUAAUAAAGUAUAUGCAUUUUAACGAACUCAUUAUAAUAAUUGUACACUAAUUAAAAAUAUUAAAAUUAAUUAAGUAAUAAAAUUUAAUAUUAAUUUAUGAAGACAUCGAUAUUUUCAAUCCUAAUGCAUUUCAAAUACAAGCUGUCAACGUAGCUAAAGCAUGUGAUGAUUCGGAAUUUAGAUAUUUGAAAUACAACCUCCCAAACGGUCCCCUGUAUGAUCCAAAGGGAUUUAUCAAAUUAUCUCUCAUGCCACGUGUCAAGUUAUUUCAAAAGCAAAAAAAACAAAAAAACAGGAUCGCACGGCAAUUUCUGAAUUCAUCCGCGCUUCAUGCUUUCCCGCCAUCGCUUCUCCGUUCAACCAUGCUUCAUUCUGCGCCAGCAAAACCGGGCCCACACCGGCCCGCCUCUCCAAACCAACGCUCUCGAUUCCUUCGAUCUCCUCCUCCGUCAAUCGUCCACCGUCCAUCAAUCCAAACAGCUCCACGCCCAGAUCAUCAUUGCCGGUCUCCACCACUGGAGCUUCCUAUCAGCAAGACUCAUCUCCAUCUACAGCAGUUUCAAUCUCCUCUCGGAUGCCCGCUUGAUCUUCUCCGCUUCCGUUCUGACCGACCGAAACCCUAACCUGCUCUUAUGGAAUUCCAUCUUGAGAGCCAAUCUAUCUCAGGGGCACUCUUCAGAAGCCUUCAAUCUCUACUUGCAAAUGCGGGAGCUCCGCGUGAGCCCCGAUGGGUUCUCUUUUCCUUUGAUCAUAAGAGCUUGCGCUUCGAUCAGGAACCCCAAAUUGUGCAGGGCCGUUCAUCAUCAUGUUAUCCUGAUGGGUUUUCAGUUUCAUCUUCACGUGGGUAACGAAUUGAUCGGAAUGUAUGGGAAAAUCGGACAGAAGGGCUGCGCACUCCAGGUGUUUGAUAGAAUGCCUCAUAGAAGUGUUGUUUCUUGGAACACUUUGAUUUCUUGCUACGCGAUGAAUUAUGACUGUGAUGGCGCCUUUGGGAUGUUUGAGAGGAUGGCAUUGGAGAGGGUGGAACCAAAUCCUGUGACGUGGACGUCGGUACUGUCAGCCCAUGCUCGAUGUGGGCGGUGGGAAGAAGUUGUGGGUCUUUAUGGGGAGAUGAGAACGAGAGGAAAUGGGGCUACCGCCAAAGCGGUUGCUGUUGUUUUGUCUGUUUGUGCUGAUUUGGAUGCACUGGAGAAAGGCAAGGAGAUUCAUGGGUAUGUUAUUAGAAUUGGUUUUGAGGAUUAUGUUUUUGUGAAGAACUCGCUUAUAUGUAUGUAUGGGAAACAUGGGCAGGGAGAGGAUGCGAGGGUGUUGUUUUCAGAAAUGAAAAUGAAGAGUUUAGUGAGUUGGAAUGCUUUGAUAUCUUCCUAUGCUGCAGGUGGCUUAUGCGAUGAGGCUUUUGAGGUUUUCUCACAGUUGGAGAAGACAGGGGAAGAUUCCAAUGUUAGACCGAAUGUUGUAAGCUGGAGUGCAGUCAUUGGUGGGUUUGCCUGGAGGGGGAGAGUGGAUGAAUCUCUGGAGCUCUUUUGUCAAAUGCAAUGUGUUGGAAUUGAACCCAAUUCGGUCACAAUCGCUGGUGUUCUAUCAGUGUGUGCAGAAUUAGCGGCGUUGGGUCUUGGCCAGGAGAUACAUUGCCAUGUGAUCAGAGGUCAAAUGGAUGCAAAUAUACUAGUAGAAAACGGAUUGCUCCAUAUGUAUGCCAAAUGCGGAAGCCUCAGAGAUGGGAAGUUAUUAUUUGAAAGGAUGGAGGAAAGAGAUUUGAUUUCAUGGAACUCAAUGAUCACCGGUUAUGGGAUGCAUGGAUUUGGCAAGGAUGCCCUCAGGGCUUUUGAUGAGAUGGUUGAAGCUGGUAUCAAGCCUGAUGGAAUCACCUUUGUUGCUCUUCUGUCCGCAUGUAGCCAUGCUGGGUUAGUUGCUGAGGGCCGCUGGCUGUUUGAUCAGAUGACCAAUGAGCUUAUGCUUGUGCCCCAGAUGGAGCAUUAUGCUUGCAUGGUAGAUCUUCUUGGACGUGCUGGAUUACUGCAAGAGGCAAGUGAGUUUGUGAAGACAAUGCCAAUGAAACCCAAUGCAUGUGUCUGGGGGGCUCUUUUGAACUCAUGCAGAAUAUACAAAAAUACUACCGUGGCAGAAGAGGCUGCUUUGAGGAUUCACGGCAUUGAAUCAGAGACGGCCGGCAGCUACAUGCUGCUCUCGAAUAUUUAUGCUGCAUGCGGGAGGUGGGAGGACUCAGCUAGGGUGAGAGUGUUAACAAAGACAAGAGGUUUAAAGAAAAACCCGGGACAGAGUUGGAUUGAGGUGAAGAAGAAGGUUUUUAUGUUCUCGGCAGGGAAUGCUUCACAACCAGGUCUGGAGGGAGUUCACGGCAUUCUUGAGGAUUUGGGUUUGAGAAUGGAGGCUGAGGGGUACAUACCCGAUAACAGCUUUGUGCUGCAAAAUGUGGGUGAAGAGGAGAAGAAGCAGAUCUUAUAUGGGCAUAGCGAGAAGCUAGCAAUUGCUUUUGGACAUGCUAAUGUUCCUCCCAAUAUGCCCAUUAGAGUCAUGAAGAAUCUUCGUGUUUGUGGUGAUUGCCAUAACUGGACCAAGUUCUUUUCCAAGAUGACAGGCCGGAAUGUGAUUGUCAGAGAUGGACAUCGUUUCCAUCAUUUCAUGGAUGGGUCAUGUUCUUGCAAAGACUACUGGUGAAGCUUCCAAUUCUGACAUGCUUUGAUCAAGAGACCUUGAAAUGCAAAAUGACCGAUUAAGCUAAUGAUGGUUGACAGUUAUGGAACAAGCUGAUCAGCAAUGAGCUUAUGAUUCAAGACGGAGUAACACCUGCCUCAUUCCCACUAGUGUUGAUGAUGAUUGAUGACCGACAAUCAACCUUGUGUUUGCAGUAAGAAGGGAGAAACAACUAAAGAGCCUUUGUUCUAAUGCCAUCUCUGCAAUUUGGUCAUUGCAGUGUAUACAUCUUUGUGCUUGGCAGGUAUUUGCGCACAGGAGUCGAUACAGGCACAUCAGCUUAUGCAGCAGAAAAGAUGGAAACCAAGACGAGCAAAUCGAAAACGUAAAUAUUUGUUUCCAUAGAGAAAAAUUGAUAGGUUCAUGACUAGAUGAUGACACCUUCAGAAAAACACCCGUUUUCAUUCUUCGGAGAAGAUCCACAUGCUGGAGGAUGCUCUAACUGAGAAUAUGAAGAAGUAAUUAACAUUCAAUUCAAUCCGUGAGUUCUAAAUGCCAAGAUUUCCAUUCCAAUCUUCCCUCACCCUCUUGAUGGGAGAGGAUUAUAUUUGAUAAAGGACUGAGUCAUACUCAUACAAUUGGAAAUGCAUGAUGAAGGGGUUCUAGACUUCUCUUGAUGGUAGCAUAGUUCUAAAAGUCAGUGGGUUGGCUUCAUACUCAGGCGAGUCAACUUGACUCGACGAGAUUUCAUGGAAACGGGUGUGACUCGGUCGAGACUGGACAAGACUCGUCGACUUGACUCCCGAACUCAGUCGACCCUAUGCUGUUGACUUGGCAUGACUCAACCGAGUCACUCACACAGUCAAUUUUUUGACCCUUUUGAUAAAAAGGUUACCCCUACAGAGGAAAUCAAACAGGCGACCUCAAGUAAAACAGCAGUGGCUACUACCAGCAGGCUACAAGGUGUUGUUGUGUUUAAUCUUUUUAAAAAAAAAAAAAAAUUGUUUAUAACUAUUUACUACAAUUUAAAUCUGAAAGCCAUACUAUAAAUUUAAUUAUUUACGACUUGGUCGAGUCUUCAUGUUGACCUGA
Molecule: messenger RNA, 3776 nt
Organism: Magnolia sinica
Lineage: Eukaryota; Viridiplantae; Streptophyta; Magnoliopsida; Magnoliales; Magnoliaceae
Product: putative pentatricopeptide repeat-containing protein At1g17630
Exons: 4
Coding region: 360-2708 (782 amino acids)
Biological process (GO): RNA modification
Molecular function (GO): zinc ion binding; protein binding; RNA binding
Source: RefSeq, a predicted model, not a curated record